This is a messenger RNA of Sphaeramia orbicularis (orbiculate cardinalfish), 927 nucleotides long. RefSeq names its product olfactory receptor 52E8-like. The record is from RefSeq and is a predicted model, not a curated record. Gene Ontology annotation, biological process: G protein-coupled receptor signaling pathway; detection of chemical stimulus involved in sensory perception of smell. Gene Ontology annotation, cellular component: membrane. Gene Ontology annotation, molecular function: olfactory receptor activity; G protein-coupled receptor activity; odorant binding. The transcript has a single exon. NCBI's taxonomy places the organism in Eukaryota, Metazoa, Chordata, Actinopteri, Kurtiformes, Apogonidae. The coding region runs from base 1 to 927 and encodes 308 amino acids.
AUGAUGGAUAAUUUUUCGGUUAUCACUGUGUUUACUCUGUCAGGGCUGAGUGGGAUAGAAAAGUACAAAAUCUCUUUGUUUUUUGUAACAUUAUUGUUUUACUGUGUGAUCUGGCUGGUAAAUGUAGCUGUUAUUGUGACAAUUGUUGUGGAUAAGAGCCUUCAUGAACCCAUGUAUAUUUUCCUGUGUAAUCUGUGCAUUAAUGGACUUUAUGGCACAGCAGGAUUUUACCCCAAAUUCCUCAUGGAUCUCCUGUCUACUACUCAUGUUAUUUCUUAUGCUGGAUGUCUUCUGCAGGGCUUUGUCAUUCAUUCUUCUGUUUCUGCUGAUUUUUCUCUUCUUGUCCUCAUGGCCUUUGACAGAUAUGUGGCGAUAUGUCGACCUCUGGUGUACCACUCCAUGAUGACGAAACCCAGAGUUUGUGUGUUUCUGUUUUUUGCUUGGUUCAUACCCAUAUAUUUAGUGUUUGUAGGUUCGAUGACUACACUCACAUUGAGGUUAUGUGGUUCACACAUACCAAAGAUCUACUGUAUUAAUUAUUUAGUUGGUCAGCUUGCCUGCUCUUUCUCUGUAGCACAUGUUAUUGUUCCAGCGUUUAACUACAGCUUUUUCUCUUGUCAUUUUAUUUUUGUUAUAUGGUCUUAUAUCUAUCUGGUAAAAACAUGUCGAACAUCUAGGGAGAACAGGAGUAAAUUCAUUCAGACAUGUCUGCCUCAUUUAUUCUGCUUAGUAACUUUUGGUGUGUCUUUGCUUUUUGAUCUGUUGUACAUUCGAUUUGGUUCCAAAUCAUCAUCACAAAGUGCUCAAAACUUUAUGGCAAUCGAAUUUCUCAUCAUACCUCCUAUUCUGAAUCCACUCAUCUAUGGUUUUAAAAUGACACAAAUAAGAAAAAGAAUCAUACAAUUUCUGAUUGGUAAACACAUCUAG